GAGGCGGAAUAUGGUGGGCAUGAUCAGAUAGAUUUGUAUGAUGAUGUCAUCUCUCCAUCUGCAAAUAAUGGCGAUGCCCCAGAAGACCGGGACUACAUGGAUACUCUUCCACCAACUGUUGGUGAUGAUGUGGGAAAGGGGGCGGCACCAAAUGUUGUCUAUACUUACACUGGAAAGAGAAUUGCAUUGUAUAUUGGAAAUCUAACAUGGUGGACAACAGAUGAGGAUUUAACUGAAGCAGUUCAUUCUUUGGGAGUAAAUGAUAUUUUGGAGAUAAAAUUUUUUGAAAAUCGGGCAAAUGGACAAUCAAAGGGAUUUGCCCUUGUUGGUGUUGGAUCUGAAGCAUCAUCCAAAAAGUUAAUGGAUCUGCUGCCUAAAAGAGAGCUUCAUGGUCAGAAUCCUGUCGUGACUCCUUGCAAUAAGCAGUUCCUGAGUCAGUUUGAGAUGCAGUCCAGGAAAACUACACAAUCAGGACAGAUGUCUGGGGAAGGUAAAGCUGGUCCUCCAGGAGGCAGUUCACGUGCAGCAUUUCCACAAGGUGGUAGAGGACGGGGCCGUUUCCCAGGGGCUGUUCCCGGUGGGGACAGAUUUCCUGGGCCAGCAGGACCAGGAGGGCCACCUCCACCUUUCCCAGGAAAUUUGAUCAAGCAUCUUGUUAAAGGAACUCGGCCUUUGUUCCUGGAAACUAGGAUUCCAUGGCAUAUGGGGCACAGCAUAGAGGAAAUACCCAUUUUUGGCCUAAAAGCUGGACAGACUCCACCACGUCCACCUUUGGGCCCCCCAGGCCCACCUGGUCCACCAGGUCCUCCACCUCCUGGUCAGGUCUUGCCGCCACCUCUAGCAGGACCUCCCAAUCGAGGAGACCGCCCUCCACCACCAGUUCUUUUUCCUGGACAACCUUUUGGGCAACCUCCGUUGGGUCCACUUCCUCCUGGGCCUCCACCUCCAGUUCCAGGCUACGGCCCUCCUCCUGGUCCACCGCCUCCACAGCAGGGACCACCUCCACCUCCAGGCCCCUUCCCACCUCGACCACCAGGUCCACUUGGGCCUCCCCUUACACUUGCUCCUCCUCCACAUCUUCCGGGACCACCUCCAGGUGCCCCACCACCAGCUCCACAUGUGAAUCCGGCUUUUUUUCCUCCACCAACUAAUAGUGGCAUGCCAACAUCAGAUAGUCGAGGUCCCCCACCAACAGACCCAUAUGGCCGACCUCCACCAUAUGAUAGGGGUGACUAUGGUCCUCCUGGGAGGGAAAUGGAUACUGCAAGAACACCUUUGAGUGAAGCUGAGUUUGAAGAAAUCAUGAAUAGAAAUCGGGCCAUCUCAAGUAGUGCUAUUUCAAGAGCUGUGUCUGAUGCUAGUGCUGGUGAUUAUGGGAGUGCUAUUGAAACAUUGGUAACAGCAAUUUCUUUAAUUAAACAAUCCAAAGUAUCUGCAGAUGAUCGUUGCAAAGUUCUUAUUAGUUCUUUGCAAGAUUGCCUUCAUGGAAUUGAGUCCAAGUCCUAUGGCUCUGGAUCAAGACGUGAACGAUCAAGAGAAAGGGACCAUAGUAGAUCACGGGAAAAGAGUCGGCGUCAUAAAUCUCGGAGUAGAGAUCGCCAUGAUGAUUAUUACAGAGAGAGAAGCAGAGAGCGAGAGAGACACAGGGAUCGGGAUCGGGACCGAGACCGGGAGCGCGACCGAGAGCGAGAAUACCGUCAUCGUUAGAAGCUGAAGGAAGAGGAACACCUUCCAAGACAAACAGUCUUCAUGGGGGAAAAGUGACGCUUGUCCAGCAGUUUGCUUCUUGUGAUUGAACUGAACCUGUAAGGAUUCAUGGAUAAACUGAACAGGAAUAGAUCUGAAUAAAGCAAAUCUGCAUAAAUGGUAACCAGUAGCUCUACUUUUAUUUUUUUAUGUUGCUUAAUUGUUUUAUUUGAAGGAAACCUGUGUGAUUUAAAAAGUUGAUAGCUUUUGCAACUUUAUUACUGGUUAUAUAUAUUUGGCCAUUAUAAUGUGCAAGCAAUUGGAAAAACUUCAAGUAAAUGCUUGUUUUUAUAGUAGUUUGUUCUUGUUAAAAUGUUCAUAUGAUAAUGUCUGUAAACAGCACCACUUUGAUUACAAUAGAUGUAGUGUUGUAAUAAACUGUUGAAUGGGGCUGAUGUGUAAAGCUGUUCAAGUUAUUUGAUGUUUACACCUCAGGGAAAGUCUUGUGUGCAGCAAUAUCUAAAGAUAAUGUUACUAUGACAACAUUUUUACUGUCCUUUAAAAAGCAUUGCAAUAGGGUGUUUGGAUAUGCAUCAAUCUAAUCUUGCGUUCAGUGAAUUAAACAUAACCAAUUAAGUGUCUCGCCCUUGAUUUUGAUAUUAGGAUAGGUGAUUACAUGGAUAUUUAAUAUUUCUAUAUUCUGCUUUUCUAGCUGUUUUUACCUAGUUAGCUUGUGAAUUUGCUGAAUGGUAUGUAAACUUGUAAAAACUGAAAUUUGGCAGAUAUAGCGAUUCAGUCAAUGUUUUAGGGGUGAAAAAUUUGAGGUUGUAACAUUUUUGGUAAAGACUCAUGUAUUUGCUACAGUAGUGCAGCUCAAUUACACCCCAGAUAUGCUGAGAUGGUUAAUUGUGAACUGCUAGCAUUUAAGAGAGAGUUGAUAAUUCUGAUUUGACACAGUAAUUUACUGUUUCAUGCUGAUGGUGCCAUAGACAGUGUAAAUACAGCCGUCCAGCAGAUAAUCCUGAGUAGGGAAAGCCUUAGUAGUCUACUGGAUAGAGAUUCUAAAGGGUGUGAUAUUUAUUAAUGUUGGGUUGUAUUCUUCAGUGUGAGUAAUGGGAGAUUAUAGCUACACCCUGUCCUCAUGGUUCAAGGAAUUCUGUGUAUAUUCCUGUUAUCCUCUUGAUUUAUGCUUGAUUAUAGUUAUUGAUCAGUUGAUUCUUUUUUUAAGCUGGCAUUAGUAAAAGGCUGUAUUAAAAGCACCUGGCUAGCAUGUGUUGUGCAAAAUUAGCAGAGACAGACUGUCAACUUGAUUACCUAUUUUUAUAGGAAGUCAAAAAACGUGAAUCACUAGAGAAAUUUGAGAUAAAAUCCUUAAGCUAAUUUGCUUUAAAUAUAUUUUAAAGAUCUUAUUACUUGUGAGAGAUCUUUGGAUAAUGGGCAUUGGCUUUUAAAGUUUGUCUAAAUUUAAGGGCAAUGCUUAAGGUAUUUAUGUACUGAAGAUAGAGAUGAAGUUCUGAGAGCUCAAGAUGUUUGCUCUGCUGUUUUUCAGUUUCGUCUUGUCUGCUCUUAACUUGCUCAACAAUUAGCUUCAAAAUGUCCUUCCACUGCCAGUUCAUUUAAAACAUUUUGUGAGCAGAGUAUUUUUGCAAGAAGAGAUCAUUGGUGUUUAGCAGAACUGUUAGCUCUCAGAAAUGAUUUUUCUUAAGUGUUUAAUCUUGUUAAAAUUCAAGUUGCCUUUUAAUUUGAGAGUUGUAUCAAAAUCUGUUUUCUUGUUUUGUAUAUAGAUAUUGUAAGUUUUUGUCAUUUCUUAGCUUUUUUUAAUAGUUUAAUUACAAUACCCUAAUGUGAAGACGUUUGGAUAUACAUAUGUUUACAAGGGAAAUUAGUUAAUAGUAAGAUUAAAAGGUAAGUAAAAUGUCCGAGAUCAAUUUUCUCUGAACACUUUUAAAAUGGAAUCACAAAUACAUAUACUUGAAAUGAAACUGGAGAUUUUGUACUAAUUUUAAUCCCACGUUACCUUUUCUCUUUUUUAAAUCAGUGGAACCCUUCAAUUGCUCCCUUUAUGUCACCCUUUUCCUUGCUUGGCUUAUUUCAUUAAGUGACUUUGGUUGUAGAUAGUGUCAGUGUACUAGAGUUGCUUGCUGCUGCUAGCCAAUUACUUUAAGUGUUGUUAGGAAGAAAUAAAACAACUUUGGUUUGACUAAUUUUGCAAAGUCUCCUACCUGAUAACACAUGAAUGUAUAGCAGUAAAAGUAAAAAUUUCAAACCAUGUUUUAUUUGUCAAAGCCCUUGUGUUGUUUAGGAGCCAUUGUUAUUUGAAAAUUUGUUUUUGAUGUGUAAAAAACAAUCCAAAGAGAUAAAUCUUUGCAAAGACACCAAAUAAAUAAACAGAGAGAAAAAAAAGGGGGGGUGAGGGAGUCUUAAAAAUGAUAAUUCAUUUAGUGGCAUUGGAAAGAAGCUUGAUUUUUUUUUUCCGAAUCCCAGCAUUGUCCAGUGCUGUGCAGUCACAUUCCUCGGCUAGCAGUAGAGUCAUAAAUUCAUGUGUGGUGAAGUACCCGCAUGCUAUUUCUUCUGGAGCAGCACUUUGAACUCAUACUGCUUUGAGGUAAAGGAAAUAUGUUUGUAGAAACAGUAUUUCAGUGUAAAUUCAAAAGUGCUUAUGUUUUGUCAAUUUUCAGCAAGAUUUUGAGUAGCUUGCCAUAGCCAUUGAUCAUAUAUGUUAGCACAUUUAAUGGCUCCUUUAUCUAGACUAUUCUUAAGCAGUUAACUACAAUUUGGAAUUCACAACGUAUAGCUUAAGAUAUUGUUUUCAUUUGUUCUCCUAUGGAGAAUGUUGCUUUAGUUUUACUAGUUUAAAGUCAGUUCUAAAAAUAAACAUGGGGUAUAUAACACUUUAUAGUGACGGGGAAUUGUUGAAAAGGGUAAGACUCCCUGUGUGUUGAAAUGUGCCAAUAACCUAAGUACAUUCUGUUUGAUAAAAUGAGAUGCUACUUCAAGGCUCUUCUGUUGGAGUGCUCUCGAUUGACAUUCUAGUUUUGUUACCCAGAUGGUAAUUGCAUUAUCUGUAUCUUACAAGCCCUGGUGUUGGGUUUUAAGCUUCAGCUUUUUUUAAAGAAGAAGUUUAUGUUCUGAUUCUUUACUGAAAAUACAGUGUUGAGAUUCUUGCUAUUGCACAGAUAACUGAUUUUUAAAUUUUAUUCAAGAAGUUCAUUUGCAUCCCAUAGCCCUCUGUAAAUGAUUCCCCCAGUUGUAUGUACAUACUAAAUGCACGUUUAUCCAUUGUACAUAUUAGACAUUUUUUUGUGCUAAAAUAUUACCAAGUAGGAUUUUUGUAGCAAAGCAUUCUAUUUUUAUGUUCUUAUAGUAUAUGUGUUAACAUUAAUCUUCAGUUUAAACACUGGUGUAUUUAUUUUUUAGCAACUUGACUCCUAGAAGCCUUAGACUAAUUUUUAAAUAAACAUUCAACCAAAAAUUAUAAAUUUAUUGAGAUGUGGCCUUAUAUAUGGUAUUUCUUGUGUUCAUAAUGUGAUUUUUUUAAUUUAGAUUUUAUUUGAAUCAAGAUUUAGAAUUAGUUUCAUUUUGAGUCAAAAUAGAAAAUGUAUUAAAUGUCUAGGCUUCUGGGAGGAAGUUCUUAUACUCUUCUUUCUUGGCAUUAGAAAGAAGCAAUAUGACUAUGAAUAUUCAGAAUAUUCAGGCCAUUGUGUUAUAUUCAGAUUGGUUUAGGUUUGUUUUAACCCAAUGUUUCUUUAAAAGUUACAGGUUGUUGGCAUUCACUGAAUAUACAGCUACUCUGGUUUUUGUAUGGGAUGUAUGAACUUUUGUUACAUUAUUCCCAGAUUUCAGUGUUUUCAAGACUUCCUGUGUUACAUUAAUUAUACUGUGGUGGGGGACUUUGAAAGAAUUAGGUAAAAUUUAAUUGAAGUCACACAAAUCUUGAAUGGUAUCUGUGGAUAGUGAAUACUAUGAGCAGUUUCUCAUGUGGGAAUACCUUAAAACUCCACCAUGGGAGUAAAUUACAUUCAUUUCAUAAUUGGACAGACCAUUCAUUUUAGUAAAAAUAGUUCAUUUUGAAGGUGUAUUUUUUGCUACACUGUAAAUUCGUAAUACUUCUCAGCAUUUCUGUAUGCAAAUUAUUUUAAAAUACAGUGAUAAAUUCAUGUUUGUUUAUUUUUUUACUUUGGAAAUUGUAGUACUCAGGUGGUAUUUAUUGGGAAAUGACCCUUUGGGGUGGAUCAUAAUAUAUUUUGAGGACUGCAUCUUAUAACAUUUAGGACUUUAGCCUUGAAAAGUUCCAUUAUUUCUUCCCUCGCAUCUCAUGGUGUAUUAGCAAAGUAGUUUACAGCCCAGCACAGCCUUACAAAAUUGUUUUACAAUUUUUAAUGGAAAGCCCUUAGCAACAAAAAAAUUGUAUCAUAUUCCAAUACCCAUGAAUUAUUGAAUAAUCACCUUUUGUAAAUAAGUUGUCUAAUAUCAGAAGGCCAAAGAAAGUCUUGAGAUUUUAGCUAUUGAAUGUGGUGUGGUGACUUCCUAAGAGUUCUGUGCAAAAGGUAAGGUGAUAUUCCAUCGAAUAGGCAUCCUUUUGUUGUCCGUGAAAGCUAGACUUCCAUAUUAGCUUCUUUCAAAAGGCGUAUCCCCAUUUUAUUAAAAUGUUUGUACUUGCAAUUUUGUGUUUAAUGUUUACUUUGUCUUUUCUUUCUUUAGCAUUUAGGUGACUGUUCAGCAGUUUGCUAUAUGGUCAUUGUUGGCCUUAAACUGCACUAGUAACAAGCAUGGUAUUAUCUUGUAUUGAAAAUAAAAACAAAGUUUUGAUAAUA
Molecule: messenger RNA, 6500 nt
Organism: Cricetulus griseus (Chinese hamster)
Lineage: Eukaryota; Metazoa; Chordata; Mammalia; Rodentia; Cricetidae
Source: RefSeq, a predicted model, not a curated record